Tachysurus vachellii is the source of this 3784-nucleotide messenger RNA. Its product is annotated as zinc finger protein 513. Lineage: Eukaryota; Metazoa; Chordata; Actinopteri; Siluriformes; Bagridae. The transcript has 4 exons. The record is from RefSeq and is a predicted model, not a curated record. Gene Ontology annotation, molecular function: RNA polymerase II cis-regulatory region sequence-specific DNA binding; DNA-binding transcription factor activity. Gene Ontology annotation, biological process: regulation of transcription by RNA polymerase II. Bases 916 to 2553 code for a protein of 545 amino acids.
CUUGCAAUGCAUUGUUGUUAACAUGAACUAUUUCUAAAUAGUGCUGUGGAUAGCUAAGCUAACUGCUUGUAAAGCAAUAAUCUAACGGUCCCAUUUUCCACACCGGAUUGCAAGACACUAGUCUGGAUCACUAACACCGACUGUCUUGUACUUUUUUUUGGCAUUUUAAAUACUACAUUUUAUCAACUCGGCUUUUCUAACGUUAUUUAACGGCUGAGCUAAUGCUACUGUGGUAGCUAACAAGUUAGGCUACAGGCUAUUUAGUUAGCUCUUUCUAGUAUGCUAGCUAGUUUACUAAAUUAGCACUUCACUGUCUCAUGGAGUGAUGUUGAGAAAUACAUUUUUGUUAUUCUGGAGCCUUGUUGUGGUUGUUGGACACAUUUUGAACGGCUGGUCAAAAGUUUUCUCCCUACAAAUGUAAGUGUCUUGACGUGGUCCAUUCAGUUGUUUCUUUUAUUUAUAUAUUUAUUUAUUUAUUUAUUGUUGGUGUUAUGGUAGCUGACACUAGUCAUCUGUUGAAUAGAAAGGCUAAAUAAUCUAGAUGUGCAGACGUGUGUCCUUGCUUAUCGUCAGUGACACAUAGAACUGUCAGCAUUUUAGCUCAUGAGAAAACCCAAGUUAAAAACUGCGUUUGGUUUUGUUAGGUGGCCUUUUAAAAAACUACAGGCAAAGAUCCUGUAGGUCGUUUUCUGUUAAUCCGCUUCAAACCCCAGUAUGGUGCGUUUAACUGUGAUCUGUUGGUGAUGAAGACGAGUCACUAAAAGUCACUCGGUGAAGUUGCGAAGGAAAGAUGAGCGAGCUGAUCACACGGCUUGUCUUGGCUUUGUGUGGAUCUGGAAGAGGAAGAUGACAGUGUAGGAAGAGUGAUGAGCUGAUUGAGAGUCGACCAGAAAAAUCCUCAGAGACUGCUAGAAAAUGCCCAGAAGAAAACAAUCAAAUCCACAACCUGUUAAAUUGGGUCCUGAAGAUGCUGUUGGCAUUGGGAAUCCAGAGGGUUUGGUACUGGAGAGUGAUUUCCUCCUUGAACAGGAUUUUGGAGAGAAUGAUUACAAGAUCAUAGGAUUCGAGAGAGACUCUGAUUCAGUAACUGCUGACAUGGGAAUUCCAGCAUACGCCUUCAGUGAUGAGGACUGCUCCAGUUACAACCGCCUCAGCAUGGAAAGUGACUUUGAGGACCCCAGAGACACUGAGAGUGAGCGGGAGGAUAUGGGCGGAGACUCAGCCUUUGCCCCGUACCUCUCGUGCCGGCAGUGUGGCCAGCUUCUUGGUGAUCCCCUUAGUGGAGCAUUAGACGUAGCAGGGCUUUACUGCCUUCAGUGUGGUGGUGAAGCGAAGGAAGCAGAAAAGAAACAUGAACAGGGAAAGGAAGCUGGGUCUGCACAGGGCUCCCAGCAGAAAGGACACACAGCGAAGUCUGGCCCUAACUCCUACAAAAUUUACUCAUGCAAACUGUGCAGCUUUACCUCGCGCUACUCCAACCACUUGAAGCGGCACAUGAAAACACACAAUGGCGAGAAGCCAUACCAGUGCCAGCACUGCACAUACGCUUCAGCUCAGCUGGUUAACUUACAGAGACAUGUGCGCACACACACUGGGGAGAAGCCAUACAAAUGUGACUAUUGUACAUUCGCCUGUAACUCCCUAGGCAACCUAAAGAGGCAUCGGCGCAUGCACACUCAGGAGAAGCCCAACAAGUGUAGCCAGUGUGAAUACCGUGCAAGUAGCAGCCACACCCUGAAACGACAUAUGAUGGUACAUAAGACAGAUGCAUCCACAGCCGUGGUGGAAGAGAGUGUUGGGUCUGAUCUGAGUCUGCACAUUAGUGCUGAUUCAGACUUCCUGCAAAGUAUUGGAGGCCUGCAUGCUGAUCGCCAGCCCCCGAGUCUGUUGGAGGCUGAGGCUCUAGGCCAGGAGUCAGAGCCCAUGGCUGAGCUGCUUUUCCCCUUCACAUGUCGUGUGUGUGGCUUGGCCCUGGAAGAUGAGGAAGGAGAGGCCAUGCACAUCUGCAGCAAGUGCACUCUUGACAUGCUAGAUAAGAGCUCUCCAUCUAGCCCAGAGAAAGGAGACAAACUUUUCUCAUGCACUUCAUGCCCCUUCAUCACACAGUACCCCAACCACCUGGUGCGGCACAUGAAGACUCACAGUGGGGAAAAGCCUUACAAAUGUCCGCAGUGUAACUACGCCUCAGCCCACUUCGACAACUUGAAACGCCACCACCGUGUGCACACAGGUGAGAAGCCUUACAAGUGCCACCUGUGCGAUUAUGCUUGCGGAAACCUGGCUAACCUUAAGCGACACGAGCGCAUCCACUCUGGUGCCAAGCCCUUCCAGUGUUCCGUGUGCAGCUACAGCUGUAACCAGAGCAUGAACCUAAAGCGCCACAUGUUACGCCACACUGGCGAGAAACCGUUUAAGUGCCCAGAGUGUGCUUACACUACAGGCCACUGGGACAACUAUAAACGGCACCAAAAAAAGCACGGCCACUCCCCUGAUGGGUGGAUGAAGAUGCCAUUGCCAGAGAAGGAAGACGAAGAAGAGGAAGGCGAGAUGUAGCGUGUUUUAUGGGGCUUUCUUCUCAUGCUCAUAAAACCUAGCAGAUGUUGCCUUACUGUUUUAAUAUUGCAAAGGUGCAAGGUGCAUAUGGCAAGUGUCACAUUUUAUGUGUAACCCCUAAUUCACAGUUUGUUCCUCUUUAAAUGCAGAUAAUUAUAAUGACAUUAGCCAUUAUUAAAGCAGUUUAUCAGCAUGAACAAAUUCAACAGAGAUGCAGAAGUAUCACUGCAAGCAUGCAUGGAAGUUGACUUUAGAAUAAAAGUUUUAUUUUAUCUGUAGUACAAACUAUUCAUGUCUGGUUUGAAAAGCAUCAGACUUUUAAAUUUAUACAGAGAACUGGACAAAUGUGGUUAUACAUCUGUUACUGUAAAGUUGGUCUGAUUAAGCUGACUGAAAGGCUAAAGUUUUUAUAAUACUUCUAUUCUUAUAAAUCUUCUGUGAUUUACGGAGUGAAAGAAUGUUGCAAUAAAGCCAAUGAGUUAUCCUUUUCAAGGUUAAUGCUAUUUUUUCUUUUAAAUUUGUGUUUUGGAUUUGAUUACACUGAAAACCUCUGGUUGCUGCUAAAUUAUGUAGGAUGAGUGUAGGUGAGUUUUCUGGAGUUUACUGUAAAAUGAUUGUCAACUGCCCCUGCACCAAUGCUGCACUGAUGUGUGUGUGUGUGCGCGCGCGUGUGUGUGGGAGAGAGAGUGACUUUUUGUAAGUGACUUUCAUAGAUUUUUCUAAUUGUGUUGUGUGAUUCCUACUGUGAAAUGUCAUAUUUCAUGAACUUUUAAACUCAUGUAAACGGAUUCAGUUGUAAUUUUCUUUUACUUUUAUUAUGCUUUGUUUAGGGAAGACCUUAUGAGGAAAAAAGGAAAGAGACCACAUUUGCUAUUAUCCUUUUAUUGAUACAGUCACAGACAGAACAUUGCUCUGAUUGUAGGUAUCCUAAUGGUUGUUGCUCUAUGCUUUUUGUACAAUCUAUUUUUUUUAAAUAGUAAAAUAUAUUUUGUACAGAAAAAGCACAACGUUUAUAAAUGUUAUUAUAUGGCUAAGACCAUUAGUCUUUCAAUGAAAUCAGGGACUAAGUCAACAUAUUUUAUGCAUAAUUAUUGACGUGAUGUUUGCUAUAUAUUGUCAAAAAUGAUUAUUUAUGUAUAUUAAUGUAUAUUUUGUGGUUUCGUUGCUUUAUUGAUGUGGGGAUUUGUCAAAUGACCUUUGGCUUAACAAUAAAACAAGAGUUUAGAUUUUU